Molecule: messenger RNA, 248 nt
Organism: Ceraceosorus guamensis
Lineage: Eukaryota; Fungi; Basidiomycota; Exobasidiomycetes; Ceraceosorales; Ceraceosoraceae
Exons: 1
Coding region: 16-183 (55 amino acids)
Source: RefSeq, a predicted model, not a curated record
UCUUGAGGCGCACGAAUGUCGGUGUCGAUCAGACGGAGACAGAUCCACCCUGCAGGUGCUUCUAUCGUUGGUGCCUGCGAGGAGCGUCGAAUCACUCCCUCGUCGCUAAUGACGCACAUAUUCCCCGAUACUCGAGGGGUAUCCUGCAAGAGUGCGAUCGAAAGUGGAGUCCGUCAGCGCUGAGAAAAUGCGGGUAUUCAGAGACGCUCACAGGUGCUUGAUAAGGUGACGGUUGAAGGACAGUAGGC